Phytomonas sp. Hart1 is the source of this 480-nucleotide messenger RNA. The record is from the annotation of a GenBank genome assembly. Lineage: Eukaryota; Euglenozoa; Kinetoplastea; Trypanosomatida; Trypanosomatidae.
AUGGCGGCGGACAACCAACUGAUGGGGCAGUUCGACCUCGUCGGCAUCCCCCCCGCGCCGCGCGGUGUGCCCCAGAUCGAGGUGAUGUUCGACAUCGACGCGAAUGGCAUCUGCCACGUGACGGCCAAGGACAAGGCGACGGGCAAGACCCAGAACAUCACGAUCACCGUGAACGGCGGGCUCACGAAGGAGCAAAUUGAGCAGACGAUCUCUGAUGCCGAGCAGCAUGUGGAGAUUGAUCGUUUAAAGCGAAAACUCGCAGAGGUGCGCAUCAGGUCUGAAUACAAUAUCCUUGUUGCUAUAGACUUCAUAAAAGGACACAAAAAUAUCGACAAAAGUCAUCGUGAUAAAAUACAUGAACUAAUUAUUGAGAUCCGUAAAUUAUUGGAAAACCCUAAUCUCCCCCUUGAAAUCAUAAAGGCAUGGAAUGCUAAGCUUGAGAGGACAUUGAUGGCGUGCAUGCACACUGAAUUACAUUAG